GCUGACAUUUUACGAAGACGAUAUCUAUCAACACGUACAGUGAGACGACUGUACUUUGGAGUGGGUUCAUUAAGCGCUGGCAUAUUCAUCGUUGCUGCUGGUUACGCCARKACAGCAUCCCUCGCCAUCGUUCUUAUGUGUGUGGGCGUGGCAUCGUCAGGACUAUUGCAYUCUGGGUAUAAUGUCAAUAUGUUGGAUAUUGCACCUGGUUAUGCAUGUGUUAUAAUGGGRAUGUGUAAUACUUUGGGUACUUCCGCAGGGUUUCUAAGUCCAAUGUUAGUUGGAUUUCUUACGGCUAACAAGGAAGCCAAAGAGUGGCGCACUGUAUUCUGGAUAACAUUACUAAUCUAUGCACUUGGUACAGUAAUAUUUUGUUUGCUUAUGUCGGCUGAAGUACAACCAUGGGCUAAAGAAACCCUUAAAGAACACAAGCAGGAGAAAAGCCCCCYUCCCUUAGACGACAGCRCAGACACCGAAAAGGACGCCAAGGACGCCAUUUGAUUCCUAGCUGAACUGCCGUUGCUAAGGAUAUUUAUCGUUGCUAAGGUCUAAGACCGCUGCCUGGCAACACUCAUAUGAUCGACUUGGUCGAGGGUAGCCAUGACAAUUCAAUUCUCGGAAACUAUCGUUGCUAAGAUCGAAUUUUAAUUGUUGAAAAGAACUUAAGCUGCUGCUAAGCAACACUGUACAAACGACUUGGACGAAGAUCGACAGGGAAAUUUGAUUCCCAAAAACUAUCGUUGCUAAGGAUUUUUUGAUCCCUAGCAACUACAGCCGUUAUAAGCUGGCAACCGGGUGAAUGGCAGCCGUCAAACGGUGGAACGUGAGUUGUUCAAGAAGGGAACAGGAGACAAAGGAUCCCUGAUGAAAAUAAGAUUCAUCACAGAGUUAACACAACAAGAACGAAGAUCAAAGUUCGAAAAAAAGUCUAGAAUUAUUUCAACAUUUGAUUUAUUUAUUUAGACUUUUAAAGUAACAAAAUGUCUUUAGGAAGUUCUCCGAACAUUUAUUGUCAGAGGAGUCAGAGAGUUUUCACUGUAAUAUAUUUUCGUAUUGUAAAAAUUGACAAGAAACAAUAAAAU
This is a messenger RNA of Exaiptasia diaphana, 1082 nucleotides long. RefSeq names its product vesicular glutamate transporter 2-like. NCBI's taxonomy places the organism in Eukaryota, Metazoa, Cnidaria, Anthozoa, Actiniaria, Aiptasiidae. The record is from RefSeq and is a predicted model, not a curated record. Gene Ontology annotation, molecular function: transmembrane transporter activity. Gene Ontology annotation, biological process: monoatomic anion transport. The coding region runs from base 136 to 501 and encodes 121 amino acids. The transcript has 3 exons.